Messenger RNA from Galeopterus variegatus (Sunda flying lemur), 1188 nucleotides. RefSeq names its product sulfotransferase 1C1. Lineage: Eukaryota; Metazoa; Chordata; Mammalia; Dermoptera; Cynocephalidae. The transcript has 7 exons. The record is from RefSeq and is a predicted model, not a curated record. The coding region runs from base 16 to 930 and encodes 304 amino acids. Gene Ontology annotation, molecular function: sulfotransferase activity. Gene Ontology annotation, cellular component: cytoplasm. Gene Ontology annotation, biological process: sulfation.
AGUCCACAUGGCAAGAUGUCUUUGGAGAAGAUGAAAGAUCUCCACCUGCAGGAAAAAUGCCUACAGCCAGAAACAAAAGAACUGAAUGGAAUACUCAUGGCCAAGAUGAUAAGUGAUCAGUGGGACAAAAUCUGGGAUUUCCAAGCAAAACCUGAUGACCUCCUCAUUGCAACCUAUGCAAAGGCAGGCACAACCUGGACACAGGAGAUCGUGGACAUGAUCCAGAAUGAUGGGGACGUGCAGAAGUGCCAGCGUGCCAACACCUUUGACCGGCAUCCUUUCCUUGAAUGGACUCUGCCCCCACCCCUCAACUCAGGUCUGGAUCUGGCUAACAAAAUGCCUUCUCCUAGAACUCUGAAGACCCAUUUGCCUGUUCAGAUGCUACCACCAUCCUUCUGGAAAGAAAAUUCAAAGAUUAUUUACGUGGCUAGAAAUGCCAAGGACUGUCUUGUGUCUUACUACCAUUUCUCAAGAAUGAAUAAAAUGCUGCCUGAUCCCGGUACAUGGGAAGAAUAUGUUGAGACAUUCAAAGCUGGAAAAGUGCUGUGGGGCUCCUGGUAUGACCAUGUUAAGGGAUGGUGGGAUGUGAAAGACCAGCACCGCAUUCUCUACCUCUUCUAUGAGGACAUGAAGGAGGAUCCAAAGCGGGAAAUUCAGAAGAUAUUGCAGUUCCUGGAGAAAGACAUACCUGAAGACGUUCUGAAUAAAAUUGUCUAUCACACCUCCUUUGAUGUAAUGAAGCAAAACCCAAUGGCCAACUACACCACGUUGCCCACCUGCCUUAUGGAUCAUUCCAUCUCCCCUUUUAUGAGAAAAGGGAUGCCUGGGGACUGGAAGAACUACUUUACUGUGGCCCAGAAUGAAGAAUUUGACAAGGACUACCAGAAGAAGAUGGCAGGAAGCACCCUGACCUUCCGCACAGAGAUCUGAGAGCAUCUAGGAGUCUGUCCUCCACUUUCUUACCACACUUUAGCCACUGGAGCCUUACGAUUAGGGAUACUUAGAAUAAAGACAAGCUUCCCCCAAUCCUGAGCUGUUCCACAUUACCUGUAGAGCCAGUAUUGCCAUGUUAAGACUUAAUCAACAUGCGAUCGAGUCCCAGGUGUAAGUUUUAAAUUAUGCUGCCUGAUCAUUCUCAUAGACACUUACCACAUGAUAAUGUGGCCAAAUAAAUGCAACUUAACUCCA